AAAUUCUUAUAAGAUUCUUAUAAGAUUCAGCAAAAUUCUUGUCACUUUCGUGGAAGAUCUUAUAUAAGAAUUGAGUAAGAUUUUUAUAAGAUUCUUAUAAGAUUUCACAAAUUUUUUUUGUCUAGGGAAAUACUUGUCCCGUCAGAAAAAAGCAAUCAAGAUAAAAUUCAAUAGCAGAAUUACAACGUUUCGAAGUUUCGUUACUUGUAUGUUUAUCUUGCCUUUUUAGUUGUUUCUACGCUUCUGAGAUGAAUUGCUUCCAUUGCUGUAUAUAAUAAUGUUUAUAUAUUAAAAGACGCAGUCUUUAAUUCUGUGUAAGAUAAUAAGACUAAAACCCUGGAUUCAGAACGUUUUACUGCUUUUAUAGCCAAAAGACUAAAGUCUGUGGAAAAUAUAGGUUCAAGAUAUAGAUUCAAGAGUUAGGUUUUUUAGGUUAAUUAGCCUUUUGCACAGAGAAAUUUUCCUAGAAGACUUAACUGCAAAGUUUCAAAAAAUAUGUGAGAAGAUGCAAAAUUUUCUGUUGAAUCUUCUGAUGUCUUCAAAAUUCCUAUGGAAUCUGUUUUUGUAUCAAGGCAAAUAUUUUUCUAUUUUCAGUGAGUCGCGGUUCGACAACUCAGCACCCUGCAGUAUUGUGAAUGGUGUUCAAACGAGAAAAAUGCGAUCAGAGAUUCAAAUAGCAGGUUUUAUGAAGAAUUCAAUUCUCUAUCGAUGAAGUUUAGAACGAACGCUUUGGACUACUAAACAAUGCCUCAAAAAUAAAGAACAAAAGUGUCCUGUUUUAUCUGGGCCAUCCGAUACAGAACUUAAAAGAACGCCGACCGAACCUUUUGAAGACUUAUGAGGUACAUUACCUAAAAGCCACGGUUUACAAGCUGACAAUAUUGAAACAGCGGUACAAUUUCGUUCUAUCAAUAGGCAUUUUCUCACAUUUGAUCGAAUAGACGAGUGUGAAAAACAUAUUCGACAAGCAAAAGAUGAAAAAGUUAUUCUUAUCGUAUUGGGAGCAUAUGGUAGUGAUAUUGUUCCUCGUUUACAAGACUUGACGCAACUCAAUGAUGUCUACGUUUAUUGCGGAGAUAAGGCUCACAAAAAAUGGGCAGAUAAUUACCCCAGAGUCAGAGGUGUUUAUACUGGUCCGGGUAUAUUGAUGAUCGAUCUAUUAGAAGAUCACAACAUAAGACAUAAGACCAAUGAUACUAUCGUCAUAGGUAUAUUCAGUCGUGAUGAUGCAUCUAAUAUUUCACGUGAUCGUCAAUCUCAUAACGCCAUGUUUAUGUGGCUUCAACUGUUUGUUGAAGUUCUAUGUCGUAUGCAUCAUAAAUCGGAUGUGAAAGGUGAACUCAUUGAUGUGUGUAAAAACGCCUGUACACGAAACGUAUACGAAGAACGUGUUUUGAAAGAGUUUGAAGAUGAAUAUGAUCCAGAAAAGGCUAUCUGGUGGUA
Messenger RNA from Didymodactylos carnosus, 1443 nucleotides. The record is from the annotation of a GenBank genome assembly. Lineage: Eukaryota; Metazoa; Rotifera; Eurotatoria; Philodinida; Philodinidae.